Messenger RNA from Lentinula edodes (shiitake mushroom), 2751 nucleotides. RefSeq lists its product as uncharacterized. Lineage: Eukaryota; Fungi; Basidiomycota; Agaricomycetes; Agaricales; Omphalotaceae. Bases 1 to 2751 code for a protein of 916 amino acids. Gene Ontology annotation, cellular component: RNA polymerase II transcription regulator complex. The transcript has 3 exons. Gene Ontology annotation, molecular function: transcription cis-regulatory region binding; DNA-binding transcription activator activity, RNA polymerase II-specific. The record is from RefSeq and is a predicted model, not a curated record.
AUGCUCGUCGACCCAGUCGCCAAUCCCAGUAAUUCCUCUAUAUCUGCACCUACAAACAUCAGUGACCUCGAAGAGUACCUCAAUACUGAGCUCUUCGGUCCAUCGACGUCGGUAGCUGCCAUGUCCCCUGGACCUGAGGGUUCCUCGCGUGCUUCUUCGCCCUCCUCUCAUUCGGAUUCUUUGUCCCAAAUCCUUUCCACUCCUCCACAACCGGUUGAAAACUCCUUCCCUGCUGUCGAUCCUUACUCUUUUCUUGGUGGCCUAAGUGGCGCUGACGGAAACCAUAAUUUCGGGUUUGGAUUUGGUGGCGGUAGUGGAACUCCUUCGUUCUUCAACUUUUUAGAUGAGGAAAUGAAAGUUGAUCCCUCGACCAAUUCGAUUCCGUUUGAAACUGGCUCGCCGUUUGAUUUUAUGAGCGCCCUCGGUAUCGGUGGCGUGAGCGGUCUGACAAUUGAUCCUUCUACAUCUUUCUCGCCUGGUUCCGGCUCGGUAGCCAUGGCUAUCGAUCCCCAGCUUGUUGACUCACCCUCCACUCAUGUCCAAUCUGAUUUCGGUGAUGACGAGGAUAAAGAGCAAAAGACGGAACAUGCCGUUGUUCCUAUCAUAGGUGACGAGAAGAAGACUCGGUCACAGUCCAAAGCCCUAUCUCCAAAGACAUCAGAAGAUGCCGCCGAUGUGACAAAGGAAGCACAGGAGAAGUUAACCGUAACGAUUACUCCCGUCAAAGUCGGUGGGCAUGGUAAAGCGCGCAAGGGAACUGUGCAAAGUGGUGGUGUCACUAAAAGAGUUGUCAUUCCCACCACGGCACCUGCUACUGUACCCAUACCCUUACCGGUCCUUGUUGCGCCCUCCUCCCUGUCAUCAACUUCAUCGUAUUCCCCUUCUACGUCCGCCGCGUCUUUACUGUCGCGUAACAAGGAGAAUGUCUCCGCCGCAUCUCCUUCGUCUUCAACAACUUCGCAUUUAAAAGAAGUUGAUGACAGGGAUAAAGAUGAUGAUGAUGAUUUGCCAGCGGACUGGCGUCCACCCCCAGAGGUUUUCGCCAAGAUGUCAAGCAAAGAAAAACGACAGUUGAGAAAUAAGAUUAGCGCCAGAAAUUUCAGAGUUAGGCGAAAAGAGUAUAUCUCUACCCUUGAGAUGGACAUCGCCGAGCGCGACCGUCUCCUUCAAGCUAUUCGAUCUGAACUCGGGUCUACCCAGUCUGAAAACCUAGCGCUUAGACAGGAGGUUGCGGCACUCAAAAGAGCGUUACUCGACGGCCGUGGCGCAACUUCACCAAUGUCACCCUCAUCCUCGUCAUCGUCUCUCAUUCGUUCUGCGUCGCCUGCUCUUAUCAUCCGUGGUGCUGAUGUGAACUUGAAUAGCGCAGCAGUCACAACCGGUUUGACCAUCGAUGAUUUGAACCUCCCACCACCUGCGCCGUUACCUGAAAGGAGCGCAGCCGAAGAGUUGGCUUUGCGUGCCGCGGCCUCUGGCGCAGCACCCUCGGCGUCCACGUCCAAUGCUACCACUAAUAUUCUUACUCCUAACAUCAAGAAAGACCUCCCUACCUCCCCUCGCCUCAACAAUGCCGCUGGUUUCUGGGGCGGUGUUUCACAAGCUGGAUUUGGCUUUGGUGGUAUGGGUGGUGGCUUUACACCGGUCCACACUGUGUUGAUGCCUGAUCUUAACACCAACAUGAACGUCGACGGAACUAACAUAAGUAUUGGACAGUGGGUCCGAGAUGUUCUAGCAGCAAAUGCUGCCAACUUGAGAGACGGAUCGAGCUCCCCGGAAGCUUCACCAAAACUGCUGCAAGAGAAUAUGAACCCUGUGAUGAAUGUAGCUGGUGCUCACCAAGAGGACAAUAUGUCGCCUAGUGCUGGAAUUCAUAAUGGAUUUGAAGGGUUCGUCGAUACGAAUCCCUUUACAAUGAAGUCUCUGGAUGCAUAUCGAAUGCAGUUAUGGACCAAGAUGGCUGCUUCGUCAUCUCACCAAGCUUCCCACCCAAACCAGUCCCCUCCACAACAACCCUCUCAACCCAACAUUUAUUCUUCUACGUAUGCUCAACAGCGCAAAGCCCUCGAACGCGAACUGUCUUACUCGUCUCCGUUCACACUUCCUUCACAUCAACCGGGCGCAAAGUCUCCUCACUCGCACCACCAUCAUCACAACUUGACAACAUCGCUCAAGCCAGCCUACUUCGUGAACUCCAACAAGCCGAAUCUCCCAUCACCACCGCCACCCAAAAUGGGCAGCACACUCAGCGCUUUGCUCGCUGGGAAACAUUCAACUCCGAAUGCCUUUGGAGGCUCGUUCCCCGCUAUACCAGCACAUUCGUCUCUCCCAUCUUCAUCCAAUCUAAGCAGACCUGCGUUGUCAAAGCAACAACAACAGCAACAAAUGCAACAAGCCCAGAACGUCAUGUACGCCGCACUUGCCAGUACAGCUUCUCAGACAUUGGUGCGCAGAUUGGGGAAUGCAUUUUGGGAUGCCUUUUCUGGAAGCUCUUCUGGACCUUCUGCGUCUGGGUCGGGCGCCCAUUCGCACAUGAAGCCAUGGGAUGCGGAUAAGGUCAGGAAGGUUCUUGAGGGUAAGGCGGUCAUCAAGGUUGUUGAUGUUGACGAGCCGGUUCAGCGUGUGACCAAGCGGGAACCUUCAACGCCCAUGUUGCCCUCUUCUUCCCUGGCGUCAUCAGAUUGCGAUAAAAGCUGUAGCAUGACGGCUUUAUUGGAAGAUAGCAUGAGGACUUUGUCAUUAGGGAAGAAAUGA